Messenger RNA from Phanerochaete carnosa HHB-10118-sp, 621 nucleotides. RefSeq lists its product as uncharacterized. Lineage: Eukaryota; Fungi; Basidiomycota; Agaricomycetes; Polyporales; Phanerochaetaceae. The record is from RefSeq and is a predicted model, not a curated record. The transcript has 4 exons. The annotation marks the transcript as partial.
CUGCUAAAGCUUGCGUUGCCUCUCGUUCGCGCGCACGGAUUCACUCGUGAUGCGCUGUCGCGUUCCGUACUCGCACUACCAAACCCUCACACAGAGCCGCUGCGGGACACCGCUGUCUCUGCAUUAUUCGGUGAAGGGGACGACGCAAGGCGCACUCUCAUAAACGCAUGGCUUGAUGAAGGCCGCACUCAGAUGAGAGCGUCGGCGACCGUCUCUGAUAACGCGAUGAAAGAGGUCUUGCGAACGCGACUGCGCUAUAACGAACCAGUUAUAUCACUUCUCCCGGAGGCUUUCGCUGUCCUUGCUUCGCCUCCGGGUCACAUUCUUGACCCACGCCCAGCCUUGAAGCACACUACCUCAAUUGCUGACGACGCUUGCGCUGUAACAGGCGACAAGGCAGUCGGAACUGAGUGGUAUGCUCGCAGAGCAUCGCUCGCUGCGGUGUACGCCGCUGCAGAACUGCAUCAAAUCCAGUCUCCGCAUACGGUGGACGCCUUUCUAGAUGACCUCCUCGCAAGGUCCUCUCAGCUAAAAGGAGCGGUUGACGAUACCGUACAGUUCGCGAGUUACAUUGCGUCGAGCUGGAAAGGCAUUCUCAAAAGUCGAGGGAUCUUCAUCUAG